UUUUCUGCGUUACGAAAUCAGUAUUGACCCAUUGCGUGUUGCGCCCUCCCUCACUUGAGGUGAGGUACUACGAUGUCAGUGGGGUCGCUCAAACCUCCAGAACUGAGCCUCUGCUUUAGUCAAUCCUCUCUGUAUUCGACUAUCGACUGACCGAUUUUCGAUAUUCACCCUUAUAUUAAGGCGACGCGGACGUUCCGGCGACUGUCGUCUCAUGAAAAUCGAUGACAAUUUGCACCAAAUCACGAAUCUUGAAUUUUUGGUUAGAGGGGUUGGAAAAAUGGUUAGUUAAGAAUAAUGCAAUUGAGAGGGGUGGAUAAAUAGAGGAACGAAGUGUAGGGAAUUUAUAGGGGUGUCAUUGACGAAUAUUCGAAAUGUCGCACUACUCGCAUGUGCAGAGGGUCAGGAAGCUGUACAAAACUAUUCUGAAGCUCCACCGAGGACUACCAGAGGCAAUGCAGACCCUCGGAAAUAAUUAUCUCCGGGAUGAAUUUCGAAGGCAUAAAACUUGCGGAUCUACUGAGGCUAAUGUCUUCAUGCAUGAAUGGGCUAGUAAUAUUGGAUUUAUCUCACUGGAUAACUUUGGUACUGAAUCGUUCGAUCUGCCUGAAGGAUUAUGCAAUCGGACUAGCAGAACAACUCGGUCUACGAGGUCCUCUGACAGCAAAACCCCUCGGGAAAGACCUAAAUGCCGAUGAUCUGGACAAACUGAGGGAUGAGCAAGUUUAUCAGUUGUACGAACUCAUGAUUGCCGCCACUGGGAAACAAGAGGGGGAAAAGAGAUGAUGACAGAACCGUCGUUUUGAUAAUAAAGUGUACAGUGUAUUCGUAAUUUUGAAGUUCAAAUAAAUUCCAAAUAGUUGACAACCAUAA
This is a messenger RNA of Fopius arisanus, 870 nucleotides long. It is a transcript of the gene Sdhaf3, whose product is annotated as Succinate dehydrogenase assembly factor 3. Bases 372 to 695 code for a protein of 107 amino acids. NCBI's taxonomy places the organism in Eukaryota, Metazoa, Arthropoda, Insecta, Hymenoptera, Braconidae. The transcript is spliced from 2 exons. The record is from RefSeq and is a predicted model, not a curated record. Gene Ontology annotation, biological process: succinate metabolic process; mitochondrial respiratory chain complex II assembly. Gene Ontology annotation, cellular component: mitochondrial intermembrane space; mitochondrion.